Molecule: messenger RNA, 1450 nt
Organism: Closterium sp. NIES-67
Lineage: Eukaryota; Viridiplantae; Streptophyta; Zygnematophyceae; Desmidiales; Closteriaceae
Source: the annotation of a GenBank genome assembly
UGUUUCGCUAUUAUUCGGAUCAAACUUCCUCCUAAUACUCGCAACCCGCCAUUGAUCAUCUUGUCAGACUGGCCAGUUCGCGGGUGUCCUCAUUCUCCAAUAGCAGCUUCUGGCAAUCGGCGCGGUUGCUGUUUUCCCCAGACGUUAUUCUGGAGUGGUUUCGGCACACGUGCCAUUAAAGUCUAAGAACUAUCCUACAUAGCAGCGAAUUCGAAAGAGAGCUCCGCGGUCGGCGCGGAGCCAUGGAGCUGGAGGCGAGGCAGAUGGAAUGCUUAGAGCAGUACUUGCUCUUAGCUAAGAGCGCUCGAGGGAGAGCCCUCGUGGAGCUGGUUACGAAGGCCACGUCAGAUCCGAAUCUAUUCGCAUUCGGAGAGCUUCUAAACGUUCCACAGAUCAAGGAGCUCGAGGGCACGGAGCACGCAUCCGCUCUAGCCAUUCUCCGGCUAUUCGCGUACGGCACAUGGGCCGAAUACAAAGAGAAAGCGGCGCAGCUGCCGGAGCUGCAACCGCAGCAGCAGCUGAAGCUGAAGCAGCUGACAGUCAUGACCCUUGCCGAGGGCUCCAAGGUUCUCCCCUACAGCUCGCUCAUGGAGCAGCUUGACGUCAGCAACGUGAGGCAGCUGGAGGACCUGCUCAUCAACGACUGCAUGUACGCGGGCAUUCUACGGGGCAAGUUGGACCAGAGGAGCCGGUGUGUGGAGGUGCAGUUCGCAGCAGGCAGAGACCUCCGCCCGGGCCAGCUCACCUCCAUCCUCUCCACCCUCUCCCAAUGGGUGGCGACAUCAGAGGCGAUGCUGGGGACAAUAGAGAAGAGGAUCCAAUGGGCGGACGAGAAGGGGGAGGAGUGGUCGAAGCACAAGAGGGAGGUGGAGGAGCAGGUGGAGGAGACCAAGAAGAACAUCCGAGCUGAGAUGGAGAUGCGCGGGCCAGAGGCCAUGUUCGUGGAGGGGCCAUCAGCAGGAGCAUCGGGCAUGGGCAUGGGCAUGGGCAUGGGCAUGGGCAUGGACUAUGGGGAGGAGAUGGAUCGCUCCCGACCAAAGAGGUCAGCAAGGCGGCGAUAGGGUUACCAGGUGCCGUACCAGCUAGAGGUUUCGAGAUGUAUUGUGAGCCAUGUGCUUGGCUGGCAAAUCGGAUAGGACACCGACUACUGUCAAAGGUGCAGAGCAAUGAUGCUCCCCCCACCUUUUUGCUACUGAUCUUUCUUGAUAAUUGCAAAAUGUACAGAUAGUGUGUACCAUGCUUUAGUUAUAGACUCCAGCAUUGAGGCUCCUCAACACUUUGUAUACCGUAUUCCCCCGUAUAUAACACCUGCCGGAAUAGUCACUCCGUGGGUGGUUUAUGCGGGGUAGAGCUUAUGAUAGGGUGCAUUUAGGAGAGCACCUGCCUUUUUGACCUUGAAUUUUACAUAAGACCCCCCACCUUUUUGCUACAAUGUAAUCGAUUCAAUAUU